UUGUAAGUCACGAGAUCAGCUGUAUAGGCUAUAGCUAUAUAUAGCUACAGCUGAAUUAUACAAGUAGAUUGUUCGUUUGUUGUAUUUUGACAAAAUGAUAACAACAAAUAACAUUAUAGCUUUAGGCCUGCUGUGUCUUUUUGGAAUCUGUGUGGGGAUACAGAAAGCUUCCCCAGAGCAGAUACACUUGUCCUAUGGAGUUGACCCCAGUCGCAUGGUAGUGACAUGGAGUACCCAAAAUGCCUCAGAAGGAACCUUGUGUCGGUAUGGACUUGACUCUACACUGUCUUCUCAAGCUACUGGAUUCACCAAAAAGUUCACUCAGUCCAGUUCGGGGUCAAGCGUAAACCACACCCAGUACAUACACAGAACCACACUGGUCGACCUGAAGCCUGGGACUAAGUACUUCUACAGUUGUGGUGAUGGAACCCAGAUGAGUUCUCAGUUUGACUUCAUGUCCAAGAGGACUGACCCUGCCUGGAGUCCAUCUAUAGCCCUGUUUGGGGACAUGGGCAAGACCAACGCCCAGUCACUUACCAGACUGGAGAAAGAAGUGCGGAAUGGCAUGUACGAUUCCAUCUUCCACGUAGGGGACUUUGCCUAUGACAUGGACUCGGAUAAUGGUAAUGUUGGUGACAGCUUUAUGAAGAACAUUCAGCCUAUUGCUGCACAUGUGCCUUACAUGACAUGCCCUGGUAACCACGAGGAGAAAGGGAACUUUUCUAACUACAAGAACCGAUUCACCAUGCCGACAGAUGAACUUGGUGACCGAAUGUUUUACAGUUUUGACAUGGGUCCCAUACAUGUGAUAUCCUUUUCCACUGAGUACCUGUUUUUCCUGCAGUUUGGAUUUGAACAGAUAUUUAACCAAUACCACUGGCUGGAACAGGACUUGGAGAAAGCCUCAAAGAAUCGUGCGAAAACUCCGUGGAUUAUGACGAUGGGUCACAGACCUAUGUACUGUACCAACAAGGACAAUGACGACUGUACCCACCACGAGAGUCUGGUGCGUGUUGGGAUACCCUUCAUCCAUGCCUAUAGUCUGGAACAGCUAUUCAAAAAGUAUGAUGUGGACUUGAUGUUCUGGGCUCACGAACAUUCCUAUGAACGCUUGUGGCCUGUGUUUAACAGAGAAGUGUACAAUGGUACCAAAUACCCGUACACGAACCCUGGAGCUCCAGUCCACAUCAUUACUGGCUCUGCGGGAUGUUCGGAGAAACAUGACCCCUUUGGUGACACAGAAUCUUGGUCAGCCUUCCGCAGUGAUGACUAUGGAUAUACCCGCAUGAAAGUCUACAACAGUACACACAUCUACAUUGAGCAGGUCUCGGAUGACAAGAAUGGUAUGAUCAUUGACAAGCUCUGGUACAUCAAGGAAAAGCAUGGGAGAUUCUACUAGAUCUUCAUCUUCAAAAAGUUCCUUGACAAGAUUCCGAUAGAUCCUCAUCUUCAAAAAGUUCCUGGACAAGAUUCCAAUAGACCUUCAUCUUCUAAAAGUUCCUGGACAAGAUUCCGAUAGAUCUUCAUCUUCAAAACGUUUCUGGACAAGAUCAUUUCUCCGACAUGGCUCAUGAAUAAUUCUAAUCGAUGAUAUCCUUAUUUGGUACUAGUUGUGACAAAAUAUAGGUCAUGUUAUUUCUUGGCACAGAAAUAGUUUAUUGGUGUUUGAUUAGCCAAUGUAUUGCCUGUGAUAAUCUUGUUAUGUUGAUAGAGCAGUCUAAAACUACAUGUAGAAACACAUUUUCUCUGACCCUUGACAGAUGUUCCAUGAUUUUCUGAGAUGUCACAAUGAAAACAGGUGAAUGAUAUCACUUUUCAACAUCAGAUGACAUUGUGUUGUAGUUGGACACUUUGUGUACAAUUCAUCUUUUUACAUGAUAAUUCCUUUGUAGAUUUUAUAAAAAUAAAAAUUCAAAACUGAGAGGGUAAGUGAAAAGGAAUCAUUACUCUCAGGGAUGACCUAAUCUAUUUAAAAUGAGGAGAAAGUUUCCCGUACAUGUAAUGUUUAUAGAUAAAAGUCCUGUUUGAAGUCUAACAUAUUGUAAACUACUGCCUAAUCAGUAUAUCCCACACAGCAGGAAACAGUAAACUGUUCUCGGGUUGUCAUGGUCUAUUGUUAUGUAUGUAGUAUGUAAAGAGACCGGCAGAUUGGGAACCAAACUUUGAUCACAUUCUCCUCAUCUUUUUAGUAUCAAAAUGCUUCUCAAAAGUUCUCUUCAUCAUUGAAGCAUCAACAUUUUACAAAAUUUCACAUUUUCGAAAAAUUCAAUGCCAAAACUUAUACUUAAUAUAUUUUAAAUUUCAUUUUUAACUCUGUCUAUUUCAAUAUAUUUUAUUAUAUUAGUCUUUAUUCAAAAUAGAUUAUUUGUAAAAAACAAUCUUUGUUUAUUUGUACUCCCAGAGUAGAUGUUCUGUGUGAAGUGGGAGAGCGUGUAGAGAAUGUAAUUGUGUAAUUAUUGUGAUGGUUUUUAAACAAAGUUAUUCUGGUGUACACAUUUGCAAUGAUUGUGUAUUGUGUAUGUAGUAAAUGAUGUAAUCUCUGCACCCCUCGAGUGUUCAAAGUGAUAUUCACUGUAGGAACCUUGUUAAGGAAUCACAUCUGAGAUUCAUGAUACUACAUAAGAUCCCGGUCUGAAGGGUAUUUAAAAGUAUGUUAUGUAUGUAAUGUAAUUCAAUCUACAAAUAGACUACCGUUAUUAUGCCCACGUUUAUAACCUCAAAAAGUGUCGGUGACCUGACCCUGGGCUCUUGCCUGGACUUGUGAGUAGACCCAUCAUGUUAUCUUUCAUCACUGGGUAAAUGUUUUCCAGGUCAUAAUACAUUCUAUAAGUAAAUGUUAUUGAGCAAUUUAUUUAAUUAGUAUUACUAUCAUACUAAAAUAGGUGUUUUAUAAUUAGUGUUACUAUCAUACUAAAAUAGGUGUUUUAUAAUUAGUAUUACUAUCAUACUAAAAUAGGUGUUUUACAUGAUGGGAACAAUUUACCAAAAUGUACAUGUUGAUUGAAUAAUAGAUUGUGGAUGUAGAAAGUAUGGGUAAUAUACAAUGACCACUAAGCUAGAUGUAAUUGUACAGUAUUUGAUGGUGUUUGGUUUACAUUGAUAGUAAACAGAAAUUAUAUUAUACUUGCACAGAUUAGCAGGUUGGAUCUAACAUUUAAUCAUUGCGACCAAUUAUUGUUAUAUUGUGGCAAUAGUAGGAUCUUAGUUUGAUUGUCCAAAACUUUAUAGGUAAAAUGUGAUAUCAUUAUAUAUUUUAGAAUUAUAUGAUUGAUGGUUAGGUUCAACCUGUUGAUAUCAGUGAUAUUAUAUACAAUAUUGCUGUAGAGAUUAUUGAACUUGUGUGUGUCAUUGUGCAGUGUGUUUUUGUGGGUGAUCCUAUAUCGGUAUAUUUACAUUUGCAUGGCAUUGUCACUGAAAAACCUUCUUGAAAUCUAUGUUGUUGAUGGGACUUUAAUGACAUGCACAACGAGACACAAUCCUUAGCCAAUCAGCAAGCGAUAAUACACCCUUCCAGUUAUUGAACAAAUUUGUUCAGACUGUUCAUAAGGCGGUAAUCUUAAUUUUUAGAUAUAAUUUUUAAGUUGAAAAAAACCUUUGCAAGCAAACAAAUCAUAAUGUGCUAGCGCGCUUUAUGUUGUUUGCUUGCAAAGUUGUCUUUCAAAUAUAUCAUAAAUGCCAUACAAAAACAGUUCAAUGCUUAAAUAAAAAUCAUUAACAACUUUAAAAUAUUAACAUAUUUAGAUUACCUGAAAUAUGGUUUUAUGACUAAAUUAAAUUUGAUUUUUUUUACCAGACCCAUCUUUCCAGGUUAUUCUGUUUCAGUAAUUAAGUAAAAUGUAGGAUUACCUCCCCUCAGUUGA
Molecule: messenger RNA, 3860 nt
Organism: Mizuhopecten yessoensis (Yesso scallop)
Lineage: Eukaryota; Metazoa; Mollusca; Bivalvia; Pectinida; Pectinidae
Product: acid phosphatase type 7-like
Exons: 12
Coding region: 95-1399 (434 amino acids)
Molecular function (GO): metal ion binding; acid phosphatase activity
Source: RefSeq, a predicted model, not a curated record